CCCUAGAGAGAGGGGAAAAACUAAGGCCGAAAGAAUUUAGGAUGCACCCCCAGGGGUUGUUGUACCAAGACGCUCCUAUUGCAAAAGCUGCUGUUGAAAAGAAACAAUUUUUUUUUAUAAGAAGAGAAUGGAUGGAGAAGAGAAAACAUAUGGUGGGUGUGAGGGCCCAGAUGCUAUGUAUGUGAAGUUAAUAUCCUCCGAUGGCCAUGAGUUCAUUGUAAAAAGAGAGCAUGCAUUAACAUCAGGAACAAUAAAAGCUAUGUUGAGUGGACCAGGACAGUUUGCAGAAAAUGAAACAAACGAGGUGAAUUUUAGAGAGAUCCCAUCCCAUGUCCUAUCCAAAGUAUGCAUGUAUUUCACCUACAAGGUCCGCUAUACUAACAGCUCUACGGAGAUUCCUGAAUUCCCAAUUGCACCUGAAAUUGCACUGGAACUUCUGAUGGCUGCAAACUUCUUAGAUUGUUAAAUAAAAUAAAUUAUAAUAAAAAAUGUAAAACUUUUUUCAGUAUUUAAUACAUGUAGUUCAGUUAGUAACUUUUUUCAGAUAGCAUGUUGCGUGUGUGCUGUUGAGAACUGUAAAGUUCACUGCAGAGGCAAUUGCCUUCAGUCCUUUUGCAUAUAGCAAUCAUUCAGUUGAAGUUUGUUUUGCUGCUUACACAAAUAAGGACCUUUUCACAAACUGAGACAAAUAAACAAAUAUGCCAAUUAGUAGAUGGCUAUGCCUUAUCCUUUAGGUGUGGUAGAACUUUCUUUUAAUACAAUGACCGUAGAAAAUACCGGAGCUUAGUCUAAUGCUCUCUAAAAGGUAACUACAGUUAAAUAUGAGUAGCUGUUUAGGGUUUCUAACUUUCUCUUAUUGUUAAAGUUUCUAAACAUCUGAACUUAAUCUCCUUUGUAAGAUAGCUGACCUUUAGCAUAGUUAUACUAACUAGAUUAGAAGCGCCCUCCCUAAGGUUUGUAUACCGAUGGCGAUACUCCAUUUAGGUUGAAAGUGGAGUAGGUAGGAGAAUGCUUAAGGCUUUUAAUUUAAAUCAUAGUAUAGACAUGCGUAAAGGUGUACUUGAUACAUUUUCUUUUAUAACCUAAAUUUUCCCCAUUAGUAAUUAGAAAUACUCAAGUCACUUGUCUGCACAGUAAGACUGUGAUCCUACUGACAGUGGCUUUUAAGGGGAAAAAUAACUGUUACAAUCUGUGUAUAUUAUCUUCUGUAUAACAUAUAAGGUUAUUCUUAAUGUACCAUCACUUGACCUGAUAUGGAUUUUAUAUUAUUUCAGUUAUGGGUUUUUUUCCAUUGUUGUGAUUGGUUAUGUAAAGUCUGUAUUUAAUCUUUAGAGUAGUAGCCAUUUAAAUUUUGUAACAUAGCAACUGAAAAGAUAGCGAUUAUCCUAUCUUUUACCUCUUCCUCAACCUCUCCCUUGUAUCCAAGGAAAAAGACCCUGAAAUGUGGAGGUCUUUUAUAUUUGAAGGAAAGGGCAUUAAGCAGAUGUUUAAGGAGCUGUUUUAUAAAUUUCAUAGGUAUUUCCAAUGUUUUUACAAAUAUUUUAGGGGAAAAGGAUUGGCAAGCCACUGACAUAAAACUCGAGUGGAACACAUCAUCUCUUGGGAGUUCCCGCUGGUAGUUGCCUAUACUAUCAGUUCUUUGUUUCUGUAAAGAAAAAAAAAAAAAAAUUAAACUUCAGACAAGAAGUUGGGUUUUGUUCAGCUGCAGC
This is a messenger RNA of Egretta garzetta (little egret), 1709 nucleotides long. It is a transcript of the gene ELOC, whose product is annotated as elongin C. Gene Ontology annotation, molecular function: protein-macromolecule adaptor activity. Gene Ontology annotation, biological process: ubiquitin-dependent protein catabolic process. Gene Ontology annotation, cellular component: elongin complex. NCBI's taxonomy places the organism in Eukaryota, Metazoa, Chordata, Aves, Pelecaniformes, Ardeidae. The record is from RefSeq and is a predicted model, not a curated record. The transcript is spliced from 4 exons. The coding region runs from base 128 to 466 and encodes 112 amino acids.